Molecule: messenger RNA, 2271 nt
Organism: Eremothecium cymbalariae DBVPG#7215
Lineage: Eukaryota; Fungi; Ascomycota; Saccharomycetes; Saccharomycetales; Saccharomycetaceae
Gene: SEC23
Product: GTPase-activating protein SEC23
Exons: 1
Coding region: 1-2271 (756 amino acids)
Biological process (GO): COPII-coated vesicle budding; endoplasmic reticulum to Golgi vesicle-mediated transport; intracellular protein transport
Cellular component (GO): COPII vesicle coat; endoplasmic reticulum exit site
Molecular function (GO): GTPase activator activity; zinc ion binding
Source: RefSeq, a predicted model, not a curated record
AUGGAUUUUGAGCAGAAUGAAGACUUUAAUGGGAUCCGUUUCUCCUGGAACGUUUUUCCAGCCUCUAGAACCGAUGCAAACAAGAACGUCGUCCCUGUAGGGUGUCUGUACACGCCAUUGAAGGAGAUUGAGGAUCUUUCUGUUGUUGCGUAUAAUCCUGUUGUAUGUGGGGGCCCAAAUUGUAAAUCGGUUUUGAAUCCAUACUGUGAGAUUGAUGUGAGGGCCAGUUUGUGGGCUUGUCCUUUGUGUGGGACGAGGAAUCAUUUGCCGCAACACUACGUUAAUAUAACACAAGACACGAUGCCUUCGGAAUUGAGUUCUACCACAAUUGAGUAUAUUACCAAUAGGCCGGUUCAGAUUCCUCCUGUUUUCUUUUAUGUUAUUGAUGUUACUGCUGAAGAAGAGAAUUUGCAAGCCUUAAAAGAUUCAGUAAUUACUUCUCUAUCGCUUUUACCUCCAAACGCGUUGGUUGGGUUGAUUACUUAUGGGAAGGUGGUUCAGUUGCACGAUCUGUCGUGCACGGCCAUUGAUAAAUGCAAUGUUUUCAGGGGCGACAGGGAGUAUCAGUUACAACAGUUAAUUGAAAUGUUAACAGGUGAAAAAAAUGGAGGUUCCAUGCCUGCUGGCUCCCAAUCUAAGAUUACUCCUUUCUCGUUAAGCAGAUUUUUCCUUCCACUAGAACAUGUUGAGUUCAAGUUGACUCAGCUUUUGGAAAACUUGAAACCAGAUCAAUGGGGUGUCCCACCUGGCCAUAGACCGUUGAGAGCUACCGGUGCUGCUUUAAAUAUUGCCACAUUGUUACUUCAAGGGUGCUAUAGACAUGUUGCAGCUCGUAUCCAUCUAUUUGCCUCUGGUCCUGGUACUGUUGCUCCGGGUAUGGUCGUGUCUUCUGAAUUAAAGGACCCAUUGAGAUCGCAUCAUGACAUUGAUUCCGAUUCUGCGAAACAUCACAAAAAAGCAUUCAAAUUUUACAACCAGUUGGCUGAAAGGGCUGCUGAAAAUGGGCACACAAUUGAUAUCUUUGCAGGAUGUUACGAUCAAGUUGGUAUGUCUGAGAUGAAAAAGUUGACCGACUCCACUGGUGGUGUUCUAUUGUUAACUGAUGCGUUCUCUACAGCAAUUUUCAAGCAGUCUUUUGUCAGGUUAUUCUCAAAGGAUGAAGAGGGUUAUUUGACUAUGGCUUUUAAUGGUUCAAUGUGUAUUAAAACCAGUGCUGACCUAAAAUUGCAAGGUUUGAUUGGCCAUGCUGCGCCAUUGAAGGCAGAUGCUCCUAAUGUAAGUGACUCAGAAAUCGGUAUUGGUGGAACGUGUACCUGGAAAAUGGCUUCUUUAAGUCCUCAUCAUUCGUAUGCUGUUUUUUUUGAAAUUGCGAACACUGCUGCCGCUGCCAGUAUAAUGGGAGACAGACCAAAAUUGGCAUACACCCAAUUUAUUACGGCAUAUCAGCACGCAUCUGGUACUAACCGUGUCAGGGUUACUACCGUUGCAAACCAAAUGCUCCCAUUUGGUAAUCCAGCUAUUGCGGCGUCAUUCGAUCAGGAAACUGCUGCUGUCUUAAUGGCCAGGAUUGCUGUAGAUAAAGCGGAAUCUGAUGAUGGGGCGGAUGUCAUUAGAUGGAUUGAUAGGACUUUAAUUAAGCUAUGUCAGAAAUAUGCUGACUACAACAAAGCAGACCCGGGAUCAUUCAGGCUAUCUCCAAACUUUUCCCUUUACCCACAAUUUAUCUACUAUUUGAGAAGAUCACAAUUCCUAAGUGUUUUCAACAAUUCGCCGGAUGAGACAGCUUUCUAUAGGCAUAUUUUUACCAGAGAAGAUACUACGAAUUCUCUAAUAAUGAUCCAACCAACUUUAACGUCGUUUUCGAUGGAAGAAGAACCGCAGCCCGUUCUUUUAGAUUCUGUAUCUGUGAAGCCUAAUACUAUUUUAUUAUUAGACACUUUCUUCUAUAUUUUGAUUUACCAUGGUGAGCAGAUCGCCCAGUGGAGAAAAGCUGGUUACCAGGAUGAUCCACAAUAUGCUGAUUUCAAGUCACUACUGGAAGAGCCCAAGUUAGAAGCAGCAGAACUAUUAAUAGAUAGAUUCCCAUUACCUAGGUUUAUUGAUACUGAGGCUGGUGGUUCUCAAGCUAGGUUUUUGUUGUCCAAAUUAAAUCCUUCUGAUAGUUAUCACAACCAGUCUGCAGCGGGUUCUACCAUCGUGUUAACAGACGAUGUUUCUUUACAACACUUUAUGCUCCAUUUACAAGAUGUAUGUGUUAAUGGUCAGAAUUGA